AUAGAGCUAAGAGAGCAACUUGAGCAAGCGAAGCAUGAUAAUGCCAUUGUUUCUUCACUUCGGGAUGAGGUUUCCAGCCUAAAAUUGGAAGUACUAGAGCUGAGGAACUUCACUACAGGCGCACUUUCUCAAACUGCCAAUGACACCCACAACCGUCGCACCAGUGCUAACGAAGUUACCGUAGAGCCCUCCCUGUAUGAAACUGACACAUCCAUCACCACUGCACCGCAAUCACAGCACACCAGAAAGCAAUCGUAUGCAGCUACUGCCCGCCCAUCAACCUGCACCCAACCACAAUGUACGCACACAGCAGACACACGCUCACCAAAUGCACAUGUUGCACCGUACAGCACUAUGGACCCUUACGCACAUUCAACCAGAAAGGUCAUGGGUGCACCGGAUCAGCAGCAGACCAUGCCUACGCGACCAAACCCCCAGCUUGAUUCAGACUGGCAACAACAAGAAACCAGGCGCGAACGUCGUGCCCGUACUCAACAGGAACGCGACAGACAGGGCCCACUUUCACAUGGCGCCAGCACCCCUGCAGAGAUAGGGGAAGAUCCAAAGAGUACGGAACCCGCACUUAGGCGCACUAUCACCUCCAGCUACAAAAAACCCCGCCCCCCUGCUCCAGGGAAGUCGCAGCUCUGUGGCGUCCAGCCCGUCAAAUAUGCAGCUCUAUAUGUGGGAGGGAUUAAUCCUGGCUGCCACGCAGAUGGAAUCGUACAUUGGUGCAGGGAUCGGGACGUUGAGGUCGUAUCAUGCAACAUUUCAGAAUCCAAAUACUUUGGCACCGCUUUUGCACAUGUGCUGAUAGACGCAAAGGACAUGGAUACAGUCAGCAAACCCGACUUCUGGCCGUCAAACGUCUCUGCCCGACCCUGGAGAUUCAAAUCCGAUGAUGAUCGCACUUCAGGCAGAGAAGACCAGCGUCGCUACUCAACGGACGAGAAACAAUGACUGAAGUCAGAUCAAAUCUAAAUCCUCUUGCCCAACCCUUUGUGCCCCACGCAAGUUCUUCACACCCUUCCCCUCAUUGCAUUACAUAUUCUUCUAUAUCUAUUGGUCAUAUUAAUAUUUGUAGUUUGCGAAAUAAGCUUUUCGUGUUGUCCAAGCUUGUCCGGGUCCAUAACUUAGACAUUUUAGCAGUAUCAGAAACAUGGCUCGACAACAGCAUCUCGGACUCAGAAGUCGACAUCCGGGGGUUCUCAAUGCACCGUCUCGACAGAAAGUGCAAUUACAACUGCUCCUGUACAAAUGGAACACCUUGCCAAAAGCGCGGCGGUGUAGUGAUUUACAGCAGGUUGCAACUUGGGUUUAAGCGGAUGUUGAUUCAGCACAUCGACCUGGAAAUGGUUUGGUUGCGUUCCAAAAAACGAGAAGCAGGUGAAUCAUUCCUCAUUGGCUGUCUCUACAGGCCACCGUCCGCACCGGCGGCUUUUUGGCAAUCUUUACAGCAAGUCAUGUAUGACAUUCAGGGCGAAGAUCUCAUUCUGAUGGGCGACUUAAAUGUUGAUUUCUUGUCCCCUCAAACGCAUCAUUUUGACAAUUUGAACACAUACCUGCUACUUCCCCUUGAUCUGAAGAAUAUGAUUACGCACCCUACACGGAUCACACCUACAUCUAAAACACUUCUCGACUGUGUACUAACGAACAUGGAUUGUGUUGAGCACGGAAGCGUUCACUCCUGUGAGUUCACCGAUCAUGAGUUUGUUCACACCAGUAUUAUUUUUCCGAAGUCAAUUCCAACACAAGGACAAAUAUAUCGAUCCCGCCGCCGUGAUUACAGUAAGGCCUCUGCCUCUGAUCUCUCUCAUUUAUUGUCAAUUUCUGAUCUCGGAUCCUUCUCGUCCCCGUCGGUCAAUGUAAUGCUAGAAGAGUGGCAAGGAAAAUUUGAAGACGCCUUGGAUGUGGUUGCACCCUACAUAAUAUCACGGAGACAAUCCCCUGGAAAAAGGAAGAAGUGCCCAUUCAUGACACCGGAAUUACUAGCUCUCAUUAGGCGACGUAAAACCGUCUACAGAAAGUACCGCUCGUCUGACUGCAGUAGUACGGUUCUACAGAAGGAGUUCAAAGUUUUGCGCAGCAAAUGCAAUAACCUUUAUCGCCAACUCCGAAAUGCCCACUUCCGCUCCAUCUGUGACGAUUACCGGCGAGAUCCUAGGCGUCUUUGGAGCACCAUCAACUCAGUCACCCGGCGCACAAACCCUAGAACUGAGCCUCUCGUCCAGGCAGAUACCUUGAACAGGUAUUUCCAUAGUAUUGUGUCAGAUCCGAACCCGGCUUAUGUUGUUCCAAGUGGUACCUCAAGACCGUGUGACUUGCACGAGUUUCGCCCUAUUUCUGAGGAUGAGGUACUUCGGCACCUUCAGAAACUCGACGGUACGAAAGCGCCUGGGCCAGAUGGUCUCCUCCCGAGCAUCCUGAAGGCCGUUGCACCAGUUAUCGCCUUCUCCCUCACCCUAAUAUUUAAUACCUCUUUGUGCACUGCUGUGUUCCCGACACAAUUCAAGUUGGCUAAUGUCACGCCGAUAUUGAAAUCCCGUAUGGGCGAUCCUACUUCUCCUUCGAACUAUCGUCCUGUGUCACUCACGUCGAUUCUGGCUAAGACUCUGGAACGCCUGGUUCUAAAUCAGGUAUGUGACAGUUUGACCAUCGAAAAUCACCUCCACGAUCACCAAUUUGGGUUCCGACCAGCUCGUUCCACGACACAACUGCUCACACUUGCUGUAAAUGAUUGGAAACUGGCCCAGGACCGCGGAGAGACUACCAGUGUAGCCUUUGUCGACCUCAGCAAGGCGUUUGAUCGCGUCCAGCAUCAACAGUUACUCAUUGCGCUCCAUGGCAUGGGUGUUCAUGCAAGCGCCCUGCGUUGGUUUGCGUCGUACCUCGCCGGGAGAUCUCAGCGUGUCGUCACGCCAGCCAGCCAGUCCUCAAGUCUUGCAGUGUCUCGAGGAGUUCCUCAGGGAAGUAUUUUAGGCCCUACCCUCUUUAAUGUCUACCUGAGGGACCUUCCCCGGCUUGCGGAGACAGCGGGUUCAAAAUUACUGAUGUUCGCAGAUGACAAGACAGUCUACUCUAGUGAUCCGUCGAAGGCGCGUUCCGAAGCCAAGUUGUCAUCGGCACUGGAGAUACUAAACAACCACCUUGGCUCCAUUGGUAUGCAGAUAAAUACCGACAAAACCGUUGUCAUGCAAAUCCAUCCCAAACGUGCCACAGGGAGUCAGCAACAACAACAAAGGCAACAACUGCAAAUCACCUUGUCAAAUGUUACGCUAGGGGAAGUGGAAAGCACCAGAUGCUUAGGAGUCGUUGUUGACAAUAAGCUAUCUUUUGACCAACACAUUAACAAUGUCGUCCGGAAAGCCUCACGGAAGAUCGGUCGGGAUUUUCAGCGCUGUACAGAUUGUCGUGUGUACCGGUCUGCUGAGUGUGGGACCGAUCACAAACUUGUUGGGCUAACGUUGUCACUUGGUUGCCGCCGGCGUUUCUACCCGCCAAAGAGCAAGGCCCCUGAUCGCCGUCGCUUUGAUGUAUCCCAGCUCGGACCUGCUGACCCAACCGCAUCAGAGGAUGAUGAUUUAGUUAGGCAAGCAACUGUGGCGGAGUGGUACCAUACCUCAUCCGACUGUCUGCAAGACGCUGCACCAGGGACCUCAGUUCAGGAUCAAUGGAGUUCACUACGGGACGCCACAGUUAAAGCAGCUACCUCUGUCCUAGGCAAGAGUCGCCGUUGUCAGCCAGAUUGGUUCUCAGCCAGUUCUGCCACUCUCGAGCCUCUCCUUGCACAUCGUAACACUCUAUUCCAGAAAUCUUUAGCAGAUCCAUCACCUCUGGUCCGGCGAGAGUUUGUCCGCGCGCGCUCAGCUGCAAGGGAUGCUGUACGCAGUGCUAAGGAGGACUGGUUCCGUAAGACUGCGUCUGAUGCCGAAUCUAGGAAGUUUGGGUGUAAGGCUGUGUGGAACAGCAUCCGGGAUCUACAGACUGCCCGGCGCGGAUUGAUUCCCACUAAGUCGUGCCUGAUCAAACAGACUGAUGGAUCACCAUGCUCGUCCGUUGAGGCACAGCAGAACCGCUGGUCUGAACAUUUCGAAAAGCUGCUGAACCUUCCAAGCGGCUUUGUCCGAUCUGAAAUUGACUUGGUCCAGCAGCGCAACAUCAUGGAACACCAGGCCACCCCACCCACUGCUGAAGAGGCCCAGCGCUGCCUUCGCUAUCUUACGAACGGGAAAGCUGCUGGAAGCUCCGGCAUUCUACCGGAAAUGGUCAAAUACAACUGCGACCUAUUCUAUGCCAAUCUGUUUAAGCUCAUUACCGCGGUUUGGGAGGAGGGCGUAGUACCGCAAGAUUGGGUGAAUGCUGAGAUAAAACCGAUACCCAAGAAGGGUGACCUCACUAGCUGCGACAACUGGCGUGGCAUCGCACUCCUCGACGUCAUUGGCAAGCUGUUCGGACGCCUGCUGCAAAACCGAUUGCAGAAAGUCGCCGAAAGUGUGCUGCCUGAAUCACAGUGUGGUUUCCGGAAAGGUCGCUCCUGCACGGACAUGACGUUUGUUGUUCGCCAGGUUGUGGAGAAGUGUCACGAGCACCAAUCCAAGGGAUUCCUGGUGUUUGUCGAUUUGAGGAAGGCAUACGAUUCUGUUCCGCGUGCUGCACUGUGGAUUGUCCUGCUGAAGCUGGGAGUCCCGGAGCAACUGCUGCUCCCGGCUAAUGAUGCCCCUCACACCGGAACACAGGGGUUUAUAUGA
Messenger RNA from Sycon ciliatum, 4748 nucleotides. RefSeq lists its product as uncharacterized. Lineage: Eukaryota; Metazoa; Porifera; Calcarea; Leucosolenida; Sycettidae. The coding region runs from base 957 to 4748 and encodes 1263 amino acids. The transcript is spliced from 4 exons. The record is from RefSeq and is a predicted model, not a curated record. Gene Ontology annotation, molecular function: catalytic activity.